Molecule: messenger RNA, 2748 nt
Organism: Cadophora gregata
Lineage: Eukaryota; Fungi; Ascomycota; Leotiomycetes; Helotiales; Ploettnerulaceae
Exons: 1
Coding region: 1-2748 (915 amino acids)
Biological process (GO): spliceosomal complex disassembly
Cellular component (GO): U2-type post-mRNA release spliceosomal complex
Molecular function (GO): nucleic acid binding
Source: RefSeq, a predicted model, not a curated record
AUGUCAUCCAUGCAUGCCUUCGCUCAUGGCUCCUCCUCCGAGUCCUCAGGAGAAGAAGACGAUUUCCUACACCCUUCAACGGAUCCCAACGCCGACGAAUUCGCAGAUUACAAUCCUCGAAAACGACGGCGUACGGGUCGCGAUGCGAAAGAGAGCGCUGCUCUCGGAGUCUUCGGCUCUGAGAGUGAGGAUGAUGGACCGGGAAAGCGCUGGAAGAAGAAGAGUCUGAGGGGAAAGGGUAUGGCGUUCGUUUCGACGGGGCAGCAUACUCUGGGUGAGGAUGAAGAUGAGGACGAUGAGGAAGACGAACAGGCAGAGAAUGAGGAUGUGGAUAUGGACGAUGCGCAGGAAGAUGAGCCCGCGGCGCCGAGAGGAUUGGGCUUCGGUGCUGCGAAGGGACUGGGAUUUCAGAGUCCUGCGCCGGCGAAGAAGACAUUUACUCCUGCGAAGAGUAAUACACCACUAGGCAGAGGCUUCGUGCCGUCUUCUGCUGCGAUGCCAAUUCUGCAAAACACAGAAGAUGAGGUGUCGACGCCUAGGAUAGCGAGGCCUAGUGCAUUCUCGACGCCGACGACGAACGGCCGUGGUAGGAAGAAGGGGCGGGCUGCGCCAGGAGUCAAUGCUGGGUCGUUUGCAGCUAGGAUGAUGGCUAAGAUGGGCUACAAAGAAGGUGAAGGUCUAGGAAGGGAAGGGCAGGGACGGAGUGGUGUAAUUGAAGUCACCCUACGGCCGCAAGGUGUUGGUCUUGGUGCUGUGAAGGAAAAGUCAAAACAGGAGAUUGAAGAAGAGAAGAGGCAGGCCAGGUUAAAGGGUGAGAAGUAUGAGGAUUCUGAUGAAGAGAGAAAGAAGCGUCGAAAGAAGCCAAAAUCUGGACUGGAAAGUGGAAGUGGCAGUGGAAUGAGCACACCUCGAAGGGCCGCAAAACCCAAGUUCCGCACUUUGGAAGAGGUCCAAAAGGCAGCUCCUGGGCUCCAAAUUCCUGAAGCUUUUGCGCCUAUUCUGGAUAUGACUGCUCCUGGACAACGAUUGCUUACUACGACAUCUGGACUUCUGACGCCUACCGCUGGUGUGUUCGAGACUGCUGAGCAGGCUGAGUCAAAGAAGUUAGCUCGUAGAGCACAGAAUGACCUCUCUGCUUAUGUGGAAGAAUGGAAGAAUUUAGAGGAACGCAAAGCUUAUGUUGAGAUGACCAUUGUCCAGCAGCAACAGGAGCUAGAUGAGGAACAACGAGAAUACGACCGAAUGAAGUCUUUUGCAGACACAGUUCAAUCGAUUUCCCAGGCUGUCAAGGACCUCCAAUGGGACCCUGUGAUCGACGCUCUGAUACAAGCAGACAGUCUAGCCGAGCCAGGGUCGUCGAAAGCUAAUGAGGAAUUGUCAAAUAUCGCUGUUGCGGCAGUCCAUCCCUUUCUCAGACAAGCAGCUGAGGGAUGGCAACCUUUGGAAGACCCAAAACUUACUGGCAUGGCACCACAAUUAUUCAAAAUACGACAUAUACUAGGAGCUUCGACAAAUGAUGGAAAAUCCAUCACUAAUCAGCACUAUUUGAAGAAUGACGGAUCACAUCGAAUACACUCCAAGUCAACAACGGCUUACGAGAGCAUGAUUUAUAAAAUCAUCUUUCCAAAAAUAGUCUCAUCAGUCAACCAAACAUGGAAUGUCCAUGAUCCUACUCCAUUACAAACAUUGUUCGAGGUUUGGGAUGGACUGUUGCCUUCGUUUGUACGCUCACAAAUCCUUGAUCAGGCAGUAGUUGGAAAGCUCAACGGCGCAGUCUCGUCGUGGAAUCCGAAGAAGAGACGUGCUCAUGAACUGCCACACUUAUGGCUCUUUCCAUGGCUUCAAUAUUUACCACCACAUCAUGUCGAUCCGAAGAGCUCAACGGGCCUUGUUAGCGAUAUCAAACGGAAGUUCCGCCAUCUCAUUGACAAUUGGGACUUUAGAAAAGGAGUCGUACCUGGACUGGAGCAAUGGCGGGUUGUGCUAUCCCCUAAUCCCAAGAAUGACCAUUGGACACCAUUGAUCAUGAACCAUGUCCUCCCAGUCAUGGCGCGGUUCCUGAAAAAUCCAGAAUACUUCAUGGUCGACCCUAACGACCAAUCCCCGUAUAUGAAAGCCUUGGAAGGCAUCUUGGCCUGGAAAGACAUCCUCAAACCGCGAGUUCUCGGCCAAGUCAUCGUGGAAACCGUAUUCCCAAUGUGGCACAAUGUCCUACAUCAAUGGCUCACGGUCGUGGGUCCCAACGAGGAAAUCGGACAAUGGUUCGAAUGGUGGCGCGACUCCGUCUUUCCGGACGACAUCAAGAACCUCCCCUCCAUCCAAUCCGAAUUCGAAAAAGGACACAAAAUGAUCAAUCAAGCCCUCGACCUCGGCUCCAAAGCCGCCACGGACCUUCCUGCCCCGUCAAUAACACGCAUUUCCACCUCGCCACCAGCGCCAGUCACGCCAGCCAAAGCUGCACCCGUACCAGUCGUCGAGGAACUCACGUUCAGACACAGAGUCGAAGAUUGGUGUAUUGAGAACGACUUGCAGUUUCUUCCCGAGAAGAAAGUCCUUCAUUCUGCGGGCCCGCUGUAUCGCAUCACGGCGGCGGGCAACGGGAAGAAUGGCACGUUGGCAUAUUUCAGGGGCGAUGCGCUGAUUGCAUUAGUUAGAAAAGGGAGUGAGCAGGCGGAGUUGAGGAUUAAUUGGGAUAGUGCAGAUGGACGUGAUGCACUGCUGGAGAUGGCGUGGCAGCAUGUCAAGUAG